AAUCAAGCAUCUGCUACCGCUGUCCCUCCUCCCCUCCGUCUCCACAACAUAUCCGAGACUCCGGUUGUGUUUCUUCUUCCUUUUCCCCCUGUUGCCUCCCCCGGACACGCCUCUCCCUGCCUGUCACCCGGCGCUGUGCGUAUCGCUCCUGGUCCGCCGUGUACCAGCGCCCCUCCCCUCGGCCGGUCCCCUGUCCUCCUGCCUUGCCCCGCCUGCAACCCCCUCUCGGUGCGCGUGUGUGUGUGUGUGUGUGUGUGUGUGUGUGUGUGCGUUCGCGCGCGCGUGUGUGUAUGGGUGCUGCCUGUGCUGCAUGCCGCGUGGGUGCCUGCCCUGUCAGCUUGAUUUCUUUCCCCAACCAUGGCCCUUGACUUGGGCGGUGUCCCCCGCCGGGCCGGCCGCCCGGCCGACGGGCAACUCAUGCGCGCGGCCGGCCUGGCCUUGCUCGUGUGGAGCUGCCUCGCGCUGUCGGUCACGGCCAUCGGCCCUGCUGCCGGCGCCACAGACCCCACCGACCUGGAGGGGCCCUCACCUCUGACCACCCUCUCGAGCGCCCUGUCCCCGGAGGAGCUGGCCGAGCUGACCCAGAAGAUUCGCGGAACCUACGCCGGGGAUGUUCACUACUCCAUCCGGCCGGUGGCCAAUGAGCGGCACAAUUUGGAGCUUGCCCGGUCCGGCGUGUACCACGUCGAGAAGGGCCGCGGAUACAUGCUCCCCGGGCCAUAUGGCUUCUGUCGAUCCAAUGACCUGUGCUACCUGCCGGACGCCCCGGCGAGUCGCUGCUACUCGCAGUUCUAUCCCGAGCUGGCUCUCGGGCCCACCCCCUACCCGGUUCCCACCGGGACAACGGACGCCGGGCCGACCAUGCCCAAUGACGACCUUCUCCCCUUCUGGGCCGAGGGCCGGGCCUUCCCACGGCAGUUCGACCCGGCCACCGAGACCACCGACCUCCGGCCAGCCGGCGACACGACUGAUGCCACGGCUGCCAUGGAGCCCUCCAGCCAAUUCCACUACCCCCGCUGUAGCUCCUCCAUGGCCGACUUCAACUCCUACAACAUGACCUACCAGGCACGGCUAUACCUGAUGGACCUCGACCAUCGGGGAUACGAUCGCCUGGUGGGGCCGCAGUGGGGCACAGAGCGGGCCAUCUGCGAGGCCCUCUUCUCGGAUCUCUGCUACAUUGUCAUGUGGGUACAGAACAUUCGUGCUGGCUUCACAUGCAACAAUGCCAAUGCUCUGUACAAGCGCCGAACCGUGAAGCCACCCUGUCGGAACUUCUGCCACCGGGUCAUCAACAGCUCGGCCACUUGCCACGGCUUCCGGCGAGCGGUCCUUCGCCCAGGCGAAACGACAACCCUCUACUGCUCCAUGCUGCCGCCGGUCAACUGCUACAAUGCGGCUGUGUCGCGGCGCAUCCCGACCGGUCGGUCUGCCUUCCAAAUGGCCCUGGUGGCCCUCUUGGCAGUGGCGGCUCUGCAGUUGCUCCUUUGAGGGGGAGUCGGAUGCAUGCGCACCCUCCUGGCAGGUCCGGGCGGGAGUCCUGCACAAUAUACCCCUCCCCUCCUCGGGACACGGCGAGCAAGGAAUGGGGGCUUGGAAAAGGCCCCACAGGGAGGAGGGGGAGCA
This is a messenger RNA of Fonticula alba, 1623 nucleotides long. RefSeq lists its product as hypothetical. The coding region runs from base 358 to 1488 and encodes 376 amino acids. The record is from RefSeq and is a predicted model, not a curated record. The transcript has 3 exons. Lineage: Eukaryota; Rotosphaerida; Fonticulaceae.